Molecule: messenger RNA, 603 nt
Organism: Rhododendron vialii
Lineage: Eukaryota; Viridiplantae; Streptophyta; Magnoliopsida; Ericales; Ericaceae
Exons: 3
Coding region: 75-398 (107 amino acids)
Source: RefSeq, a predicted model, not a curated record
GAUUUUAAUUCUUCCACUUCCGCCCCCAAAUCAGAUACCACAGGAGGCAGGAGAAGAAGUUCAGAGAGAGAGAGAUGAGCAGUGAGAGUAGCAGUGGUAGUAGUCCGAGACCCGUAGCGAGGAGAGAGAGCCCAUGGGGGAUGUCAGAGGGAGACCACAAACAGCCCACACCACACAGAUGCAACGAUCGAGUUGAAGAUGUCAUCCAAGCAUGCUUUGAAGGUAACCCUUUUAAGACAGUACCCGGUCCUUUCAAGCUCUUCUGGCAAUGCAUGCGCUCAAAACCUGGGUAUAGUUCUUCCUCAGUAGUGUUUUCUUUCAUUCAAAUGGAAGAACCAACAGAGCCAUUCCGCUAUCUGCAAUUGGAUCCGCCAACUAGAGAAGUGAAGCUUGACUGAACUUGUCUCCAAAUACUGUUUAUCCAUUUCUAGGUCUGAUCCUCACAGUUGGAUUUCAAGUUUUGAUUGAUGUGCUACUAUGGAGCACCAUAUGUGUUAACCUUUUCUUAAAUUUCUGUUAUAUGAAAAUUGACAAGUCAAUGGUGACUUAUGUUCUGACAUCCAAAUUCUGAAUAACAUUACAAAUUGAUGUUCUCGCUUCCAA